CGUUGGACCAAAGCAAGAUCAAGAAGGGCGUACCUGUCCUGCAAAUAAUGGAGACGCCAAACCUUACACCUCCUUACUUAUUUGCAGGAGAGCAGCAGUUUGUCGUACUGGAGUUCAAGAAUGAGCUGCCUCUCUCAUCAGGGAUCAUAACACUUACUUUUAAUACUAACAGCAGCUACUAUGACAGGAUCCCAGUCACACCAAUUGGACCUAAAGCAGUGAAAGCCCUUUUUCCAGCUUUCAAAAGAAGUGGAACUUACACUGUAACCCCAAAGUUUGACCUCUCUGAGCAGCAGGCAUUCCCUCAAUUUAACAUUAAAGUUCUCUCUCCAUUGGAGGCACUGAGGGUGUGCAUGAUGGCAAAUGCAUCAUCAACAGAUGUCAAUUAUCGGGGUAUUGUAGCAGCUUUUAUGGCAUAUCUCAUUAAAAUGGAAGAGACUGGUGACAGCGAAUCAUAUGUAAAACUGAUCGAUGAUGUAUUUUACACUGCAAUUCAAAGAAUGGAGAUACCACAAUCUGACUUAUCUACAUUUUUAGCUGGCCAUUAUUGCUCAAGUAACUUGCUUCACUUUUCAUUGACACACAAGCUACAUUGGACUAGUAACUGGCUAUCCAAUCCUGCCAAUGUACCAGCCAGUGAAUGGUUUGUUUCACCCAAUAUUGAUGGUCAGACACCAAUGGAUGUAGCCAAAAAUGUUGGAUUUCUUAGACAUGCAGAAUCAAUGGAGCAAUACAUGGAAAUUGAAGCAAAAGAGAAGAAAAGCAUGUGGGAAAAAGUUAAGGGUCAUGCCACUGAUGCUGAACACUUCAGUUCUGAUUUAAGCAGGAAAUUCACAAGAAAAAUAAAGAAGGCUUGGAAAAAAAGAUCAAAAGAGAAAGAAUUAUCUCUAAAACCAAGUGGAUCAAGUGGAAUAGAACUAGCGGAAAGUUUCAUUAAUCAAUUAAAAGCAACAUCCCUCUAUUCUGCUGAAGUAUCAGAAGAAUACACUUGCACUGACAGCAUUAGUGGUCACCUCACAUUGCAAGUUGGAGAUAUUGUGUAUGUAAUACGUGAAGAAAGCAAUGGAAUGUGCAUGGGAGUAGUUGGUGGUCAUAAUAAAUACUGCAAAAUGCCAGUACAAAUCCUUCAAGCAAUAUCACAGGAUACUGACAAUACUCAGUCUGACUCUGAUGAUUCUUCUGUAUAUGAGCAUGUUGAGAACAACAGUUAUAUUAACAAAGGUGGCUUUCUCAAUAAAAAAGGGCAGUUGAAUGCAGCUUUGAAGUCUCAAAGUUAUGAGUCCGGUCUUGAUAAAAUUCCCAAAUCCCAUCCUGCUCAUAUUCCUCUUCCUCCUUCUCCUCCUCCUCCAAUUACAACUCGUGUUGAAUCAAGACCACCAGCAGUAAUCCCAAGAAACAAACCUGGUUGGAAUAAUACAGAGGCUUCAGUGUACCCAAUAGCCUCAAGGCCCAUGGUCCCAGUUAAGAAAGGUAGAAUCCCAAGGCCACCAGAUUCAGACUCAGAAACUGAUGAGGAGUAUAUUGAUCAGGCUCAGGCUCAAGCAUCACUUCAACCAAGAGACUAUUCUCAUCCUGUAAGAGAACCUGAUCAGCCAAAUUUCCCUGUUUUGCCAAAAUCCCCAAGACCUUUAGCUCGCGCACUCCCUGCUGUUCCACAAAAGACUCGGUCACCAGAAAAAAAAGAAAAUGACUCUUCACAUCGCCCACUGCCUGCUGUGCCUAGUCCAACAACACAAAAUCCAAAAAUAGCUUACCCAUUGCCUGCAUUGCCUCCAAAGAAGCCACAAUCAUCAACUCUUAAUGAGGUUUCAGGAGAAAAGCCCCUUCCUCCAGUUCCGCAAAAAGCAAAUAAAGAACGUCCUCAUCAAUUUUUACCACCAAAAACAGGAGGACCACAAGCAGUACCUAUUCCAAUUCCACCUCAGAUUCCAUUGAGGCAAACUUCAAAGUCUCCUCCUCCAACUCAAUCACCUCCUCUUCCUGUGAAGAAAGCAAGGACACCUCCUCUUGUUCCCAAGAAACCAACAACGAUCCAGCAAAAUUCUCCUGUAGCAAAGAAGAAGCCUAUUCCACCACCACGAGUGCCAAUUGUUCCACGGAACCGAACUCAAACCAACAACUCGGACAGUGAUGAAUAUGACGAUACUAUGGCUCUCAGGAAAACUCUAACACCAGAAGAGAAAGCAGAAGUACAAAGCAAAGCAGCAUCAGUAAAAGAAAUAAUAUCAAAUUUCAACAACUCACAGUGACACCACAAUAAUAAUUCUAUGAAUGUAUUCUUUGGUACCAUUUUUAAUUUUUACAAUAAAGAUAUAAAUACAGAUGAUAAAGUUUAA
Molecule: messenger RNA, 2336 nt
Organism: Amphimedon queenslandica
Lineage: Eukaryota; Metazoa; Porifera; Demospongiae; Haplosclerida; Niphatidae
Exons: 12
Coding region: 48-2249 (733 amino acids)
Source: RefSeq, a predicted model, not a curated record